Messenger RNA from Prunus armeniaca (apricot), 1386 nucleotides. NCBI's taxonomy places the organism in Eukaryota, Viridiplantae, Streptophyta, Magnoliopsida, Rosales, Rosaceae. The record is from the annotation of a GenBank genome assembly.
AUGAACCAGAAGGCAAACGUUUCUAAAGAGCUUAAUGCCAGACACAGAAAGAUAUUGGAGGGUCUUCUUAAACAACCAGGGAACAGAGAAUGUGCAGACUGCAAAACCAAAGCUCCACGAUGGGCUAGUGUGAAUCUUGGGAUCUUCAUAUGCAUGCAAUGUUCGGGGAUCCACAGGAGUCUUGGGGUACAUAUAUCAAAGGUGAGAUCUGCCACAUUGGACACAUGGCUUCCAGAGCAGGUUGCAUUUAUCCAAUCUAUGGGAAACGAGAAAUCAAAUAGGUUUUGGGAAGCAGAGUUGCCUCCUAAUUAUGACAGAGUUGGAAUUGAAAAUUUCAUUCGUGCAAAGUAUGAACACAAGAAAUGGGUUCCUAAGGAUGGAAAAGCAAAAUCACCUCCAAGGGUGAAUGAAGAGAAGAAUUCCGUUUAUAGAGCGAGACCUGAAACUAGUAGUCCACAUGGCCAUGUGAAAGAGACGGAACGAUUUUCUGAAGAGCAGAAAGGUGCUCAUCCACCCAGUGCAAGUAACAGGGCACCUCAGCAGGUCAACCAUGAUUCAAAACCACACCAACUUGAGCAAAAAUCAAAACCAGAAGCAGCCUUGAAAGCUGAACCUGCAGCAAGUCAAGCACCUAGUGUUGCCACGGUUUCCCUACCAGUUAAAGUGGAUUAUGCUACUCAUCUGUUCAAUUUGCUCUGUGUGGAAGAAUCUAGAGGAAAUGACUAUGUGACAUCUGCCAAUAAAAAUACAUUGGCUGGUCUCCAUGCAGAUGAAACAAAAUUGACCGAAGAGAAAAGUAAAGGAGCAGAAUCAUCUGAGAGCAAGAUUCAGCCAAAAUAUGGUUAUGGUAUUGAGGAUUUAUUUAUAGAUUCAACCCCAGUCACUCAACCCUUUUCAAUGAAACCCCAGAAUGACGUUAUGAACUUACUUGAGAAGUCCAGUAUGGCUUCUCCAUCCAUGCAUCAACAGCAACUUGCAGUUCUAUCUCAACAACAGUCGUCACUCAUGUCUUCUGCAGCGAAAUCUAGCGCAACCCAUUCAGUUCCUGCAAACCUACAACCUGGAUCCCAUGCCAUCCACUUGCCAACUCGAAAUGGGCAAAGCAUUGGCCGCCAAGUUCCUGGAAACCUGGUGCCUGCUCAUCCUCCUCCACAACAUUAUACUCGGAUUGGAAAUGGCGGUCCUACACGCCCGGUAGGGAAUGCAGUUCCUUUCCCAACAUCAAGCAUGUACGCGACAAGGCCAGUAACUUCAGUGAAUGGUGUCACAAACCUUAGAGCUACCGGAUUUUCAACAGCGUCACCGAUAUCUUCCAUCCCUCCCACUAAGUCAGGAAGGGAUUUUGAUUUCUCAUCAUUAACUCAAGGAUUGUUUACUAAACGAUGA